Ostertagia ostertagi is the source of this 495-nucleotide messenger RNA. Lineage: Eukaryota; Metazoa; Nematoda; Chromadorea; Rhabditida; Trichostrongylidae. The record is from the annotation of a GenBank genome assembly.
AAGAAGACGGAAUCAAGCUUCUAUUCAACGCAAAGCAGGCCAUCCACGGCAUCAUCGCUAAGAAGAGGAGGCAAAAGUGAAACUAGAAACUUCAUAUUCUUCUGCCAUGAUGGUGAAACCCUCGCCGCUCACAAACAUGAAUGUCGUCUUCGAAUCGAACCAAAGGACAAGCAACAUUGGCGCAAUCUUCGGGAAUUCGACAACGAGAACAUCAAUCGAUUCAUAGAUGGACCGCAAAUGCUUUCACUGUGGAAAUUCUGCUCUCGUGGAAGUAUUGAUGACGUCAUUGAGAAAAAUUCAAGUAAAAUGGAUGGCUUUUUCGUAUAUCUGCUGCUGAAAGACAUAGUACAUGGCCUUGGUUUCUUACACCGAUCAUUUAUUCAAUAUCAUGGAUUUCUUACUUCCAAAAACUGUUUGGUUGAUGAGCGUUGGCUGGUCAAGGUAUCUGACUAUGGUUUGGACAGAUGGCGUCUUGGUGACAAACCUUCUCAGAAA